AUGCUACGAUCAGCCCACGUUGUACUUCGACGCUACAGAAGCACAAGUGGUGGACUUAAGCAUAAGAGGAGCCCGAAGGCGCUCUCAAAGGAGGCUAUAGCGGUCACAAAGGAGGUGAUCGAGGAGAACUCCACAAAAAAAUACUAUGAUCCAUCAAAUGUAACGCUCGAUUUCUCCCUAUCGAAUUUGCAGCUUGUGGCAAAGAUCGUUGAUGCAAGCAACGAUAGGGUAGCUAAGCGGCUCGAGGAGCCUGCUAAAGAGUGGUCCAAAAAGCAUCCUAUAGACAUGAAGGAUACUCUGAGAAGGUUUCGAAAGAUGAUUUUUGGCGGCAGGAUUUCCCUCAAAAAGAACCUAUCUCCCCUCGAUGUGGGAGACUUGGUUCUUUUAGAUCGCCAGAGUACGCUUCUACACUUGGUUGUGGACAAACCUCACGACUUGAAGACUUCCACCUAUACGUUGGUUAACCACGAGGGAGAAAUCAUGUAUGCCCACAGAGACCAGAUAAAGCUACGGUUGCCAGAGGUGGUAUCACGUACGCGUCUUCGGCCCCUUCAGAUAGUGCAGCUUGAAAAAAAGCACCGUGGGCUCGCUCCAAUCGGCAUGCCAGACUCUAAAUUUUCCAGGUCGCCAGAAGCGUUGCCUGAAGGGUUAGAGGUGGGCUCUACUAAAAGUGAUUCUCAGACCUCUGAUUUAGAAAGACUGACCACAGGGGACGACUUUAUCAUGGCCCAGGCGGCCUCACAAUUACUCACAGACACUGACGUGAAGACGUACGUUGUUCCCACGCCGGCGAGACUGCUUAUUUCGCAGCCACUUAUAGACACUUCAAUUGCAAGUUUUCGAAAGAUGAACUCAUUCACGAGAUGCCUCGAUUAUAUCCACAAGAUCUUGCAGUAUGACGAGAACAACAAUAUCACAGCUUCAUCACGCACGAUUCCGAUCUUUGAGCUUUUUGAGUACGUAUCGAAGUUUGAGCAUAGGUUUAAGCAUCUUGAGCAUUCUGACGGCCAAGACGAGUUCCGCAUAUUGAACAGUCAACUAGGUUACUCUGGUAUUGACGGGGCCACCUUGCUCGGAAAAAAGUUUCCUGAUCUGUCCAAGAACGACUUCGCAGAUGUUGACCAUUCGCUUAGCUCCUACCUUGGCUUUGUCGUGUCAUUGUCGCAGAACCCUAGGAAGUGGAAGAUUAACUUUCACCAUAACUCGAAAGUGCCAUUAAGUGUCGAUGUAUUGCCGAUCUCUAAGUCUAUCGAGGUUGCCGAUACUCUUGAAUUCUUGAAGGAUGAUGGCAUCAACGCCUUUACCCAGUUCUACGUUGCCUAUUGUCACAAUAAGAGGAAUCUUAGUAAGCCUCCUCAGUACAAUGAGUUGGUAAAUUUGCUCAGGGACUUUGUUGCCGGGAAUAUUGUCGAAGAUCGUAUGCUAGAGAGCGUUGUCAGCAAUCUAGUGAGAAGUAUCGAUGAUGUACUUGAAAAGGAAGGGCUCAAAACAAAAGAAGUGUUGCCAUAUUCCUUUGAGUAUUCCAAAAGCAGGGCGUUGGAGAUUCUCUCUACGUUGAACAACGAUCUCUGGUGCAAUCCAAGCCAAUGGUCUGUUUCGCUUAAUCUACCAACAACUGAUACCUCUGCAGAAGCUGACAUGGCUAAGAAAUACUACGACUUUGUUGACGAGGAAUUCACUUCCAAAGAGGAUUUUGACAAGGCUUUAAGCGGCAAUUUCAUCCAAGAUGAGGAACGCGAUAUCCAUUUACAAGAGUUUAAUGAUGAAAUUAUCUCAACAAACAAGACUUCCAGCUUUGAGAGCUGGAUAACAUCCGAUUUUCACAAAUCUGACCCACUUCAAAGCAUCAGGGCCGACUUCCCAGCAGUACCCAUCUAUUGCAUUGACUCGGCAGAUGCGCAUGAAAUUGACGACGGUAUUUCUAUCGAAGAUAAAGGCCGAUACUUCCGAUUUACCGUUCAUGUUGCUGAUCCCACUUCUUACAUCAAGCAGAAUUCCAUUCUUAGCCAGGUAGCUCUCAAGAAGGGUGCAACUGUUUACCUUCCUGAGGGUGCUACAUUGAUGUUGCCACAGCUCAUCUCGAAAGUUUGUGGAAUGGAUGCUGCGGGAGAGAACAGGAGUUUUGCGAUUCAAUUCAAAGUGGAAAAAUCUGCCUUCAAGCGUUACGAGGAAUCGCAUAGCGAGCUAGACGGGAAGUGCAUCAUGGAUGAGAUUGUAAGCUCUGCCAGAGUAAAAUUUUUCAACUUCAAAGACAAUGCCGUCUGCAUCACCUACGAGCAAGUAAAUCAAAUUUUGGACGAUGAAACAAACAUGAGAAGGUUUUCAAAGGAUGAAUCUGAGGUCGGAUCGAGAGAAUGGGACCUCUUCAACCUUUCUCGAAUUGCAUCUAUACUAAAAGAGAUCAGAGGGGAGCAUCUAGGAGCUUUAGACUUUCCCAACGAGUCAUGCAAGACUAGGGUUGACUACGUUCCGAGAAAGGAAGUAUGUGAGCCCUUCUUUCAGAAAACAGAAGAGGGUUUCAAAAUUGCCAUUGUCAAUGGCGAUGCUGAUAAAAUACCUGUUGUUUCCAUUCAAAAAGACUUGAAUCAAUCUGACUCGUCUAAAUCGCAAGAGCUAGUUUCUAAUUUUAUGAUCACAGCCAAUCACGCUGCUUCAGCGUACGCUCGCAAAAGAGAGAUACCCAUCAUUUUGAGAACUCAAGAAUUGAGGUUGAGCAACGCCGUGUCGAGGGAAAUCAACGAGAUUAUGAAGAGGCAAAGAGACAAAGACGGAGCGGCAAUGACCGUGCAAGAGAAGGCUGAUUUAAGGAAAUUCAUGACAGCAGCCAAUUACGAGGCCAAUUAUCGUGGUCACGAGUCCUUGGGACUCCCCAGCUAUUCCCACUUCACAUCUCCAUUGAGAAGGUACGCCGACAUGGUUAAUCACUGGAUGUGCGCUGAUUACCUUGUUAACAAGGGAGAGAUGAAAAUGAAGAAGGAUAACUUAUUCAACUUGGCCAAUCACUUGCAGAUAUGUCUGUUUGUCAAUAAACAGGCAGAGAGGUCUUCAAUAAAGUUUUGGCAAGGUAGUUUUCUCAGGUUUUACUUCGAAAGUUUAAAAAAGGGCAAGAUCAGCGAUCCUAUAGAGUUUGAGUUUUUGCUUCUAAGCGAUGCCAAGAGGGGAGAUGUUAGAUGCAAGCUAGCAUACUUCGACCUGGUGAAGGCCACCAUAGUGGCCAAUGAUCUCGUUAAGAGGCGCUUCAAUACCGGUGAGUACGAGGUUGGGCAGGUGAUCAAGCCAAGCUUCACAGUGAGGAAGAUAGACAUGAUAGAGAACGAGUUUGCAGUUGAGCUCGAAUGUACAUAG
Molecule: messenger RNA, 3345 nt
Organism: Candidozyma auris
Lineage: Eukaryota; Fungi; Ascomycota; Pichiomycetes; Serinales; Metschnikowiaceae
Gene: MSU1
Product: exoribonuclease II
Exons: 1
Coding region: 1-3345 (1114 amino acids)
Biological process (GO): mRNA catabolic process
Cellular component (GO): P-body; exosome (RNase complex)
Molecular function (GO): 3'-5'-RNA exonuclease activity; RNA binding
Source: RefSeq, a predicted model, not a curated record